UCGUGUUCCGUAUAUUCGUUUUCAUUAUUUCCAUUACUAGCUUUUCAAGCGUUUUCAACAAAAAUAAUUUAAGAACUCAUUUUUAAUUAAAAUCGUGUUCCGGAAAUUCGUUUUCAUUAUUUCCCUGAUGCACUAGGAGUCGUAAACAGGGGAUGACGGAGCUUAGGACGGAGAGCAGUGUCGUGUAGGAGGGAAGAAGACCUGGAGAUUCAGGGAGAUGAAAUGAGAUGAUGGUGAUGAGGAAGCUCAACAGGAAAUGGAAGAAGUCUCUCAGAGACCACCUAGACGAUGAUCACAAUCUCUCUCUCCCUACUGUCGACGAUUCUCGUCCUAUCGACUCCCAAGAGCAAGAGGAGCUCGUGCGAUCAUUUGAAAAGAGUCAAGCGCAGCAGAGUUUUCUCUGGAGGUGUGUAUUCGCGGCGCUUCUAUUUUGUUUUGCUGCGUUUCUUAUAUUCUCCAUCUAUCAGCAGGCAUCAUCUCCUUGGGAACUGCGUUAUCAUGCUUACUUUAUGGACGAGGUUUACUCAAGUGUGAUUAUAUUUGCAGAUUGGAUAGCUGUUACAGCAUGUUUAAUGGCCAUACUAGGGCUACUGUAUGAUUCACAGAAUCGCAGGAGAUGGAUUUGGUACUCCUGCUAUGCUGGCAUGCUACUGGCACUUUUCUGGUUAUACUACAUGCUGAGAUUGCCAAAGUUUCGGUGGGAUGUCAUCUGGCGUCCGCUAGGACCUCUUAGCGGAGCUGGAGCUUGCCUCUACGUGGACCAUCUGCUCUCUGAAUCAUCAGAAGAAGUAAGGAAACUUCGAAGCUACAUGUACACAUACAAGACCACCUGAAAGUUUUCUUUCAGCCUUCAUUAUCUUUGCUUGAGCUGGAGGCAGGGCAACCCAGAGGUUCUUGUUGAGCUUUUGAGAGUAUGGUACACAAGGCAGGGAUAUGGUUUGGUGGGAAAAAUGCAAAAAUGCUGUGAUUAUGCUCUUAAAAAUUUCAAGUUUUAGACACAGGUUGCGUGCUGUGGAGGAUGGGGCCAUGUUUGCUAUAGAUCUUGUAAAUUUGUUAGCUGAGAGAAAUCUAUUUGAGCUAAGCAGAGAAACUAUUGCCGAGGUUCUUUUCCCCAAGUUUUGGACAAGAUAUUUAUUUUACAAUGUGUACCGGAGAUUUUGUCGAGUCAUUUAAAACAAUAUUUAUAUAAUGCCCUUGUCUUCAUUUUCAUCUAA
Molecule: messenger RNA, 1214 nt
Organism: Malania oleifera
Lineage: Eukaryota; Viridiplantae; Streptophyta; Magnoliopsida; Santalales; Ximeniaceae
Exons: 7
Coding region: 228-833 (201 amino acids)
Source: RefSeq, a predicted model, not a curated record